CCCCUACGCCAAGCCUAUCUUUUGCCUUCAGGCACCCAGAUGCCUUCCCACAUUAAAACUAUUAUUCCCACCCCUCCAAUCCUUCUCAGGCCGUCAUAUUCUCUCUCUUAAGCGCCUGGUUUUAUUUUUUUCUCCCCUCCCACUUCCGUCCCCGUCUUUUCCGUUGCUUGCUUCCAGGCAAAAGCGUGAGCCAUUCGGCGGGGAGGAAGCCUCCCUCUCUCUUUCUCUGUUAGAGGGCUUAGGGACUCCUCGCCUCUCCGUCUUCCCUCGCCGCCUCAUAGAAUCUUCUCUUGGAUUCGAGGCGGCGCGACCGGAAUCGACCGAAAUUGGGGGCUUUUUGGAUUUGGGCGGUUCCGAUCGGUCUUGGAUCCGUGAAAUUUCCUUUUAUCGGAUAACAUCGGAGUGAUUGUCAUUUUCUGACAACUGGUAGCAAAUAUGAGACAUGGAUUGAAAUACAAUAUGCUAAUUGUGACUAAAAGUGCUUGCCAGACAGCAGUUGUUAUGAAUUACUUUAGAAGCUAAGAUUAUUGCUGGCCUUACGUGGGGUGCCUUUUUCCUUCCCCCUUUUAAAUCUUACUGAAAGCAACCAUCCACUUUCUUACAGUUUAUCUUUUACGUAGUCGAGAUAUAUGGGCUGAUUCCAGAAUUUCAUGGGAGGUGUAGAUGACAAUGAACCACCACUGAAACGUGUGAGAGUGCCUACAGUGGAAUCAGGGAGGCUCUUGAAGAACUCAUCUUUUUCAGAGCCUGUCACUUCUUUGGUAGGCCUAAUGGCCAGACCCUUAGCAUCAGAAGGAAAAGAAGACAUAAUUGGUUCUAAAGGUGUUAUUAAGAAAGUGGAAUUUGUUAGGAUCAUUACAAAAGCUCUAUAUUCUCUUGGUUAUGAGAGAAGUGGAGCAGCUUUGGAGGACGAGUCAGGAAUAUACUUGCAUUCAUCUGCGGUAAAUCUUUUUAGGAAACAAGUGCUUGAUGGGUAUUGGGAUGAAAGCUUGGUUACAUUGCGGAAAAUAGAUCACUUGGAUGAGAAUAUUCUGAAAUCUGCAUCUUUUUUGAUAUUAGAGCAAAAAUUUUUUGAACUUCUGGGGAAGAAUAGAAUUAUUGAUGCUGUAAAGAUGUUGAGAAGUGAGAUUACUCCUCUUGGCAUCAAGAGAAAGCGGGUACACGAGCUCUCUGGUUGUAUCGUUUCUUCUUCAAAGCUUGCUUUACUUGGAUCUGCCAAUAUGAGUACAGAGUCUGCAAACUCACGGAUGAAGCUGCUAGAGGAAUUGCAGAAGUUGUUCCCCCCCACAGUUAUGAUACCUGAGAGGAGGUUGGAGCAUCUGGUUGAACAAGCUCUGAAUGUGCAGCGUGAUGCUUGUUAUUUCCACAAUUCGUUGGAUAGUACACUGUCGCUAUACACUGAUCAUCAGUGUGGAACGGGGCAGAUACCUUCUCAAACAACACAGGUACUGCAUGGACACCACGAUGAAAUAUGGUUUUUGCAGUUCUCAAAUAAUGGGAAAUAUUUAGCAUCAUCAUCAAGUGAUAGAUCUGUUAUUAUAUGGGAGGUUCAUGAAGAUGGAAGAGUUUCACUGAAGCACACACUAACUGGUCAUGAAAAACCUGUCAUAAUGGUUGCCUGGAGCCCUGAUGACUGCCAACUUCUCUCCUGUGGCAUGGAAGAGGUCGUCAGGCGCUGGGAUGCUAUCUCAGGAGAAUGCCUCCACGUAUAUGAAAAAAGCGGUCUUGGUCUUAUUUCUUGCGCUUGGUUCCCAGAUGGAAAGCAGUUGCUUUGUGGUGUAACAGACCAGAACAUCUCCUUGUGGGAUUUGGAUGGAAAAGAAUUGGAAAGUUGGAAGGGCCUGCGAGCAACUAGAACAUCAGAUAUUGCUGUCACAAAAGAUGGCAAAUGGAUUAUAAGCUUGUGUAGGGAGACUGCUAUAUCAUUGCUUGAUAGGGAAGCAAAACGAGAGAAGCUAAUUGAGGAGGAGCAGACAAUUACUACAUUCUCACUCUCAAAACAUGAUAAGUUUUUGCUGGUAAAUCUUAUAAACCAAGAGAUCCAUUUGUGGAGUAUAGUUGAUGAGCCUAUGCUGAUAACCAAAUAUAAAGGUCACAAGCGUAGCCGACUUGUAAUAAGGUCCUGCUUUGGGGGAUUUGAGCAGGCAUUUGUCGCAAGUGGAAGUGAAGAUUCACAGGUGUAUAUAUGGCACCGGGAUGGUGGGGAUCUCGUACGGGCAUUACCUGGGCAUGCUGGUGCUGUCAACUGUGUCAGCUGGAACCCAACAAAUCAUCAUAUGUUGGCAUCGGCUAGUGAUGACCAUACAAUACGUGUAUGGGGGUUAAACAGGGUUAACCUGAAGCGGAAGGACUCUGGUUAUUAUUGCAACGGAGUGGUCCACCAGUGCAAUGGAAACAGCAAAUGAACAUGCAAAUAUGGAGCAUUGAGAACUUAAAAGGAAUUUCUUUUGAUCAUUCCUUCAUUGAAUGUACAUUCUUUUACUUGUUCUUUGGGGUUGACAUACAAUAGCAGACAAAGCCUGUAAAUAUAAGGCCGCUGUCUCUGCCAAUAAAUCGUGUACUUUGACUAUUUUUCAGUUCCUCCAUUUAUUUUCCUAAUCGAAUCAGUUUGGUUGUUUCGUGCA
Messenger RNA from Elaeis guineensis (African oil palm), 2624 nucleotides. RefSeq names its product WD repeat-containing protein 26 homolog. Lineage: Eukaryota; Viridiplantae; Streptophyta; Magnoliopsida; Arecales; Arecaceae. Gene Ontology annotation, molecular function: protein binding. The record is from RefSeq and is a predicted model, not a curated record.